AUGUAUUACGAAAAAAGGGUGUUAGUUGCUGGAGGAGCUGGCUUCAUUGGCUCGAAUUUUCUUGUUCAGUUUGUCAAACGGUAUCCAAAUUAUCUGUUCAUUUGCGUUGAUUACUUCAAUUAUGCCAGUAAUCGAAACAUCAUACGUGAUUUAUCAAGCAUUGGUAAUUUCGAGUUUUUGCAAUUGGAUCUUUCGGGUCCACUAGAAAAAAUUGUGGGGUUGGUGAAAUCUUAUGCUAUUACAGAUAUAAUCAAUUUUGCUGCUGAGUCGUCUGUGGAUAGGUCGUUUCAAGAUCCGUUAUUCUUUACCAAGAACAAUAUAAUAGCAACACAGAAUUUACUUGAAUGUCAGAGGCUUUUUCCCCUGCAAAUUAAGUGGUUUCUUCAUGUUUCCACCGAUGAGGUUUACGGCGAUGAAUUGGAAAAUUGUUCAGAAGUUGCUCUGUUGAGCCCUACAAAUCCCUAUGCAGCAUCCAAAGCGGCGAUUGACCUAAUAAUCAACGCAUAUAGGAAAUCCUACAAUCUGCGUGUAACUAUAGUCCGUCUGAGCAAUGUUUUUGGACCAAAUCAAGAUUGUAAAAAAUUGAUCCCUUUGAUUAUAAAAUGUGGCAUGGACGGAACUAAUGUGCCUAUUCAUGGUGAUGGUACUAAUAAAAGGAGUUAUUUGUACAUUUCCGAUUUUCUUGAUGCAAUUGAUCUAAUAUGGCGUAAGCGUCGUGAUGAUGACACAGUAGAUGGGAUUUACAAUAUUAGUGGAGAUCUUAACCAAAUGAUUGAAAAUAGAGUCACUGUAGAGAUUAUCAAUGAAGUAUUCGGUUUCACGACAGGUAUUGAUUACGUUGAAGAUAGAAACUAUAACGAUCAAUUUUAUUCUAUUGAUUCUACAAAAGUGCAUCUGCUUGGCUGGGAGCAAAGAAUUUCUUUGCGAGAUGGGUUGGUGAUGAUGAUGCCGAUGAUGAUGAAAAAAAUUGGACCAAAAAAUUGA
Molecule: messenger RNA, 984 nt
Organism: Lodderomyces oxycetoniae
Lineage: Eukaryota; Fungi; Ascomycota; Pichiomycetes; Serinales; Debaryomycetaceae
Gene: GAL102
Product: Gal102p
Exons: 1
Coding region: 1-984 (327 amino acids)
Molecular function (GO): dTDP-glucose 4,6-dehydratase activity
Source: RefSeq, a predicted model, not a curated record